Molecule: messenger RNA, 4808 nt
Organism: Hipposideros armiger (great roundleaf bat)
Lineage: Eukaryota; Metazoa; Chordata; Mammalia; Chiroptera; Hipposideridae
Gene: GMEB2
Product: glucocorticoid modulatory element binding protein 2
Exons: 9
Coding region: 1472-3049 (525 amino acids)
Biological process (GO): regulation of transcription by RNA polymerase II
Cellular component (GO): nucleus
Molecular function (GO): RNA polymerase II cis-regulatory region sequence-specific DNA binding
Source: RefSeq, a predicted model, not a curated record
GUUCUUUUUAUAUUCUGGAUGUUAAACCCCUAUCAGAUAUGCUUUGCAAAUAUUUUCUCCCCUUUCCUAGGCUCCGUUUUCACUCUACUGAGAGUGCCCUUUUAUGCACAAUGGUCUUUAAUUCUGAUGGAGUCUAAUUCAUCUAUUUUGUUGUUGUUCUUGUGUUUUCUGUGCGACAGCAAACUACUGCCAAAUCUAAUGUCUUGAAGAUUUCCCCUGUGUUUUCUUCUGAGUGUUUUGUAGUUUUAGCUUUUAUGUUUAGGUCGUUGAUGAUCUGUUUUGGGUUGAUUUUCGUAUAUGGUGUGAGGUGACCCAGCUUUAUUGUUUUGCGUGUGGGUGUCCAGUUUCCCAGCAUCAUUUGUUGAAAAGACUUCCUAUUCCUCACUGAACGGUCGUGGUGCCCUUAUCAGAAAACCAAUUGGUCUCUACGUGAGGGCGCAACAGCAUUUUGUAUGUGUGUUCCAAUUUGGUUUUCUAAAAAGAUUUGUGAAAGGUAAAAUAAACUUUAUUUUUUUGGUGUGCAGUCCUGUGAGUCUAACACAUGUACGCGUAUCCACCCCCACGGUCAGAACACACAACAGCUCCGUCCCCGCCUCCCCUGUGCUGCCCUUUGAUGUGCACGUCCUCGUCCCCAGCCCCUGGCAGCCCCUGAUUUUCCCCUUCAUGUCAUGUAAAUGGACCCGCAGUGCAGCACCCACUCAGCAGAGUUCUUCAGAGGUUCCUCCAGGUUUGCUUUUUCCUCUCCGAGUCUGUUCUGUUGUAUGGGUGGGCCAGAGUUUGUCCUCUCAUCCCCUGCAGGUCAUUUGGAUGGUUUCUAGUUCCUGAUGAUUAGGAAUAAAGCUGCCAUAAAAAUGUGUGUGCAGGUUUUUUUGAGUAAAUGUGUUUUCAUUUCUCUCAGGUAAAUAGUCAGGAGUGGGGUUGUUGGGUCACGUGGUAAGAGUAUAUUUAAUUUGAUAAGAAACUUCCAGACACUUCCAGGGUGGCUUUGUGGGUUUUUGUCUAUUUCCCCAGACUAGAGACAAGGCUUGUCUGUAAGUACCAGCUGUGCACAGCUCGGGGACGUGGGCUGCUUCUGUGUUCCGGCCAGGGGACAGGGACAGGUGACAACCGGGAGGCUCACCCCCUGGGUCUCAUGCAGUUCUGCCUCCUUCCCGCCCCUGCUGUGGCCACGGGUGGCAGGCUGUGUGCCCUGCUCGGGGCACUCAACUCUCUCAGCAAACAAGACCGGCAGGAUGUGCUCACUGCGUCCUCGCCAGAACGAGCAGCCUAGGAAUAGCCCGUCUCUUGCUGUCAUUUCGGUCAAAAAUUCUGGGACUGAAAGAUGGAUCUUUGGUGAUACUUGGAGACAUGUAUGCUGCGAGCUCUUGUGCAGACGCGGGACCAUCUGUGACCUGUACCCUGCCUUGUCUCCUCCAGGACUUCGGACCCUGGGGAGUGACACUUAGUUCUGGGCAUCCUCCUCAGUGGAGCCAUGGCGACCCCGGAUGUGAGUGUCCACAUGGAGGAGGUGGUGGUGGUGACAACACCUGACACCGCAGUGGACGGCAGCGGCGUGGAGGAGGUGAAGACGGUGCUGGUGACGACCAACUUGGCUGCUCACGGGGGCGACCUGACUGAAGAUAACAUGGACACGGAGAACGCGGCUGCAGCUGCAGCAGCUGCGUUCACAGCGUCCUCGCAGCUCAAGGAGGCCGUGUUAGUGAAGAUGGCCGAAGAGGAGGAGAACCUGGAGGCUGAAAUUGUGUACCCCAUCACCUGCGGGGAGAGCAGAGCCAACCUGAUCUGGAGAAAGUUUGUGUGCCCUGGCAUCAACGUGAAGUGUGUUCAGUAUGACCAGCAUGUCAUCAGCCCGAAGGAGUUCGUGCACCUGGCGGGCAAGUCCACCCUGAAGGACUGGAAGAGAGCCAUCCGUAUGAAUGGCAUCAUGCUCAGGAAGAUCAUGGACUCCGGGGAGCUGGACUUCUACCAGCACGACAAGGUGUGCUCUAACACCUGCCGCAGCACUAAAAUCGACCUCUCGGGAGCCCGCGUGUCCCUCAGCAGCCCCACGGCGGCCGAAUACCUCCCGCUCACGCCCGCCACGGCCGACGUGAACGGCUCUCCCGCUACCAUCACCAUAGAGACCUGCGAGGACCCCGGGGACUGGAGCACGGCCAUUGGAGACGACACGUUCGCCUUCUGGCGAGGGCUCAAGGACGCCGGCCUACUGGACGAGGUCAUCCAGGAGUUCCACCAGGAGCUGAUGGAGACCAUGAAGGGCCUGCAGCAGCGAGUCCAGGACCCUCCCCUGCAGCUCCGAGACGCCGUCCUGCUCAACAACAUCGUGCAGAACUUUGGCAUGCUGGACCUGGUGAAGAAGGUGCUGGCCGGCCACAAGUGCCAGAUGGACCGCUCGAGGGAGCAGUACGCCCGCGACCUGGCAGCCCUGGAACAACAGUGUGAUGAGCACCGCCGACGGGCCAAGGAGCUCAAGCACAAGUCGCAGCACCUCAGCAACGUGCUCAUGACACUGACACCCAUGCCCCUGCCGCCCCCCAUGAAACGACCGCGGCUCGCCAGGGCCACGUCCGGCCCAGCCGCCAUCGCCCUCAGCCCGGGGCUGCCGGUCCCCCAGCUGACCAGCGUGCCGCUUGGCAAAGUGGUGUCCGCCCUGCCCACCCCCAUGCUGGGCAAGGGCUCCCCGCAGGCUGCUCCCGCCAGCUCCCCGGCCUCACCCCUGCUCGGGGGCUACACGGUGUUGGCUUCGUCGGGCGCCAGCUUCCCCAGCACGGUGGAGAUCCACCCGGACGCUUCCAGCCUCACGGUCCUGAGCACGGCCGCCAUGCAGGACGGCAGCACUGUGGUCAAGGUGGUCAGCCCCCUGCAGCUGCUCACGCUGCCCGGCCUGGGCCCCACCCUCCAGAACGUGGCCCAGGUGUCCCCCGGAGGCAGCACCAUUGUGACAGUGCCCACAGGGGCCAUGGAGAGCACUGUGGCCGCCCCAGGACCCGAGGAGCAUUCAGCCACCAUUGAGGUGGCCGCCAUGGCAGAGGGCCAUGUGCACAAGUAGCCGCUGGCGGAGGGAGAGGCUCCUCGCGGGCUCAGGACCGGCCGCCUCUCAGGCCGCGGCCCGUGGGAGCACGGUGCCGGCGCCCGGCGGUCCCGUGGGGCUGCUGAACCAAAGAGAGGAAACGCCAAACAGACCGAGAGGAGAGGGAUCGAAGGUGACAGCAACCUGUAAUGUCGGCUUCGAGUUCUGAGCCGCCUCCCUUUUUCCUUGGGAAAUAUAUUUUUCCACCUGUUGCUUACUGACGCUGUUUGCACGCUGGGCCCAGUCAGGAGCCAGGCGGGGUAGGACGCGGAGGCCUGUGCAGCUGAGGGCACGUCACUAGCACAUGUCUUGGGGACUGUCCCCAAGUGUGGAAAGCCAUGGAUCCUAUGGAUUUGGUUUCUUCCCGCAGUUUUCUGUAGGGUUAGGGCGGCUGGCACUCUGCUCUCUGUCCCCAAAACAGGUUAGCACUUGGGGCUUGGGGUGCAGACCUGGGGGCAUCGGCCUGAGCAGAGGGGCCGAGGGGCCCCCAGUAGCACGCACUCCCCACCGCCCCCGCCCAGCGGUGCUCGGCGCUCAGGGGCCAUUGCACACGCGCCGCGGGGCUUCCAGUCAGUGGUUUAGUAGGUUUCUAGGAAGAGUCAGACUUCUAGCGUUUUCAACCCAAACAAUGCUGAGUGCCUAGGCUUCCGGAAUCUGCUCUGGCCUCCAGAGUGUUUUGUACAAACGCCUCCCUGGGGAGCCCGAUGAUGGGUGUGGCCCUGGGCUUCUGUUCCGGGGGUGGAGGUGCUCAUUAUCCCCCCAUUCCCAGCCUGCUUGUGGGGCCGCCAUGCCGGCCUCAGCCCCUGGGGCCCCCUGGAGGGGGAGCUGCAUCCAGUGCUCCAGGCCCAGCGCCAGGCAAGGUGGGGACGGACACUCGCUGCAGGGCUGUCCGCGGGCCAUCCAUAGUGGGACUCACGAGGAAGACCAGGAGGGGAUUCCCUGCAGGCCACCCCGCCAGCCCUGGGGCCUGCUGAAGACCCUUCUCUGGGGUCCCCACCACGGGGGAGGGCCCCUCUCUCUUUGAAGGGAACUGGGCUCUGUCUGUCCUUCCACCCGCCAACUGCCCGGAGCCCACCUCAGCGGGCCUCGCCCCCACGUCAAGCUACUGAGGUUGUCGUCUGUUUUCUUUCUGUCACAUUUACGUUGGAUGUUGUCACAGGCUUACUGGGUUCAGUGUGCUGUUUACUUUCUUGUUGGUGUCCGCACUUCUUGUUUAAGCGCAUCUUGACCGAGUUGCAAGUCCUGUUAGGCAUGGCCGCCCAGCCUGUCCCCAGGCCACACCAGCUUGGAGGACACGAGGCUGUGUCUUGCCCUUGGGGCCCUUAUCACAGUCAGCAUGCCCGCUCCCCGUCCAGCUCCUGUGCUGCCCGCAGUACAGGGGAGUGUCGUUUCAGAGCCAUACAGACAAGCCGUGAGUAGCCCCAGAGCUGCCCCCAGCCCCCGCACUGCCUCCGCACAUUAGGACGCGGGCUGGGAGGAGGCUCUGGGACAUCUGUGCUGGCAGGGCCCCAGGCCCCGGGCCAGGGAGGGUCUGCCAUCCUCACAGGCACCUCGCCACGCCGGCCGCUCCUCCCCUGCAGCCCCUGCAGCUGGGGUUCCUGGGAGGGCAGGUACGAGGUGAUUUUUCUCAUUGGUGCUCAGAGGCAGCGUGGGGCGGGCAUCUGAGUCCUACUUUGUAUGUUGUUUUGCAAGUACCUGCCUGGUGCUUGGAUUUAAAAUAAAACUUUUUCAUAAUUCA